Molecule: messenger RNA, 438 nt
Organism: Haemonchus placei
Lineage: Eukaryota; Metazoa; Nematoda; Chromadorea; Rhabditida; Trichostrongylidae
Source: the annotation of a GenBank genome assembly
GUUCUGGUGGCGAUGAUGAUGGUUGUCGAUGCCACGGGAUUGGCGCUCAUCCCAUGGGAUCGACUAUCAGAUCUCAUCGUAGUGGGCGUUACUUGGUUCUUUAAGUUCUUCAUAUUUGGCGUGAAUAAUUUCGAAAAUUUGCCUUGUUUAGUCGGUGGUUCAAUACCGUACGUUUUCCAAUAUGCCGAAAUACAUCAUCGGCGGAACGCCCAAGGGUUCUCACUCUUCGUUUGCCUUGCUUUAUGUAUUGCGAACAUUUUGAGGAUAUUGUUUUGGUUUGGCAAGCGAUUCGAUUUGGCGUUGUUAGCGCAAAGUAUAGUGAUGUUCAUUUGUAUGAUCUUCAUGUUGGAGAUCGCAGUCCGAAUGAACAAGAAGCAUACGCCGAAAUCUCAGCAGAAGUCACUAUUGAGUAAGGUUUUCUUUUUACUUAUAAGUUAA